AUGUUCAAAGAAGAAAGCAUGUCAUUCCCUCCUAGGGUGCACUCUCCUGUGGGCAUGCCGAGAAGAGCACACCCAGGAGCUGUUCUACUAUCUCCUCAGGCCUCGGCAAUGAACAAUAGCCAUAGCACUGGGCCCGGCAACAGCGGCGUUUCGCAGCUUCCCCUUAGCCCCCAGCUUUCUUCUCAGCAUCUCUCUCUCAACGACUUGUUGGAUCAACAACAAAACAUGUUAGUCGACUCGCAACGCGCAGCAGCCGGACCUGCUGUCGUUUCCCCAAUGCUACAGCCUAGCUCAUCUAUGUUUUUGGAUACUUUCACCAGGCCCGCCAGCAGCGGAGCUCAGGUACCGGCUCCUCAACAUAAUAGUAUGGUCAACUUUGCGCAUGACCUCAAUCAGUUGUGUUCUUGGAUGGCAAUGCUCUCCACAUCUCAGCAAAACUCCGUUAUGGAUAAUCUUUUGUCUUCGUUGAACGAGGAAGUGCUACAGCAUACUAAACUCAAGCUGGACAGUCUGAUCAGCAGUGGGUACAUUUCACCUAGCGUGAGAUCUCCUCAAGUCAUAGCCCCUAUGCCAGACAGAGGACCAACUCCCCAGCCAUUGACUCUGGACUCUUUGUUAAACAACAACAUGGACCAUCAUAUGAGUCGCCAGUGGUCUCCUAUUCCUCAAAAUCCUUCAAACAGCCAGCCCAUCUACGACUACAUCAACGACCUUACCCAUAGGCCUCGCUCUGCUGACCCGCAGCUCAGGAGAAAAAUGGGUUCGUCCGGGAAGCCAGUGCAAAAGAAAUCGCCUACCCAGCCUAAGCCAAAUCCACACAACGGACUCAGCUCACCAACUGGAUCUAAUGGAUCAUCUGCUUCUUCUUCCAUGAACCCAAAAACGUUAACGGAUCCAAAGCUUCUAAAUAACAUUCCUGCUUGGCUGAAGUCUUUGAGGCUGCACAAGUACUCUGAUGCUUUGAGCGGAAAACCAUGGGCUGAGCUGGUUUACCUUGAAGAUGAUGCGCUUGAAUCCAUGGGCGUUUCUGCACUCGGUGCAAGAAGAAAGCUUUUGAAGGCGUUUGCGGUUGUCAGAGAUUACAAGGAGCGGGGGCUAAUCGACGCCAAUGCAUAUUAA
This is a messenger RNA of Lachancea thermotolerans CBS 6340, 1119 nucleotides long. RefSeq names its product Vts1p (gene VTS1). NCBI's taxonomy places the organism in Eukaryota, Fungi, Ascomycota, Saccharomycetes, Saccharomycetales, Saccharomycetaceae. Gene Ontology annotation, cellular component: P-body. Gene Ontology annotation, biological process: regulation of mRNA stability; nuclear-transcribed mRNA poly(A) tail shortening. The transcript has a single exon. The record is from RefSeq and is a predicted model, not a curated record. Gene Ontology annotation, molecular function: mRNA binding; translation repressor activity; protein binding. The coding region runs from base 1 to 1119 and encodes 372 amino acids.